Molecule: messenger RNA, 9256 nt
Organism: Musca domestica (house fly)
Lineage: Eukaryota; Metazoa; Arthropoda; Insecta; Diptera; Muscidae
Gene: Nup358
Product: E3 SUMO-protein ligase RanBP2
Exons: 5
Coding region: 338-8806 (2822 amino acids)
Biological process (GO): intracellular transport
Cellular component (GO): nuclear pore; cytoplasm
Molecular function (GO): GTPase activator activity; protein binding
Source: RefSeq, a predicted model, not a curated record
AUUGCGGCGGCAACGAGCAUUCGCGAAAAUUUUAUUCGUGUUUGGGAGUGAUUUAACAGAAAGACGGAAAAUUUCUAAAAUUUGAUAAAGAAUUGUUAAAGCCAUUGAAAAUAAGUGCUAUUUGUUACAAAAUCCGGAACACUCCUUUGAAACAAUUAUAAUUUGAAUUGCUCGAAUUCUUUAUACCAACGCAUACAAAUCGGCUGUAAAUUUCACAACUUGCAAGCAAGCAGCUGCACAGGAAAAACUCGUGUGCGGCGGUAUUUUCUUUUUGUCUGCUGUUUGUUUCCCAGCAAUUGUUUAGAAGCGUCUAAUAAAUAAAAGCCCAGCAGUAAAAAUGUAUAAAACCAAAAAAGAUAUUGAUGCCCAAGUUCGAACUGUUUUCGCUAAAAUAAAAUCGGAACAUGAGCGCAACUUACGUGGAUACACCUUUGCAAAAUUUUAUUUUAAAAUCAAUGAAUAUGCUUCGGCCGAACAGUAUCUUUGUUCAUAUCUAUCGGUUAAGGAAGACAAUGAUCAGGCCCACAAAUUAUUGGGUCAAUGCUACCAGCGGCAGAAAAAGACCGAAAAGGCCUUACAAUCUUUUCAACGUUCACUCCAACUGAACCCUAAACAACAUGAUGUUCUCAUUGAAGUCUGUCAAUUGUUACUUGAGGAUAAAAAUCUGAAUUGCAAUAAAGCCAAAUACUGGUGUGAACUGGCUGAAUCGGAAAAGGUUCAGCAUGAUGCAGUAUUCUCAUUGCGGCUCAAACUGAUGAACAAGGACAACAUCGAGGCCAAUCAAGUUGAGGCCUUAUUGCAAAAAGAGAUUUCCAACAAACCCAACGAUGUUCAUUUGAGAGUAAGAUUGGUCCGUUACUAUGUCGAACAGAAUCAAAUAUUGGAUGCUUUCAAAUACGUGCAUAAACUGGAAAUGAAACAAAAAGACGAGUUCGUUAACAGCAGCGAAUGGUACAAUGUUGUUUGGUUGGUGCUCAACAAGUAUGAACAAAUGCCAAAUACAAAGAAAGACUGGGAUUUCUGGUUGCUGUUGGCCAUCUGCUUGGAACGUCAAGUUCAGAUUUCUUUCCUCAUGACAUCGAAUUCCUCUGUGGUGGGAGGCGGAGUUACCGAAACUGCAAAUUUGCUAUUUCAAUUCGACCAAUAUCUGUUUAAAAUUUCUCAAAUAUCGGAUAAAUUGUGCGCCCAGAAGGAAUUGGUUGAAUUGUUUUUGGCCCACUACCGAGGACAGUUGCUUUUACAUGCCAGUGCCUUAAUAUUCAAACGAGAAUUGUUGCAGAAUAAAAAUAAAUGGAAGGAAGCGGCGCGCGCUGCAUUGCCCUUGCUCUUGUUGUCAUACCAAGAAAAUUCUGCUGACAAAAAGGAACCGUGGAUGAAGCACUGCGAUGAGGAUGCAAACCAGUUGAUUGCUGUGUGGCAACGGGAAGGAUCGUUCCGUUGUGCUCAAACUGGCAGAACUUUGCUCUCAUGUAUUCAAGAUGACGUUAACGCCAACAAAGAAAACUCCCAUAACGUAAAUAAUUUGCUGCGAAAUCAACCAUCUACGCUGUGGAGCAGUGGCGACGAUUUACUGGCACAGGUCAGGCAAAUUUGCUGUGAUCGUCAAUGGAGGCGCAACGUGUUCGCUCUUUUGUUCUGUAAUAGCGACCAAAAAGUCAAGGAACAAACAUCGCUCUUUGCGAAAUGUGAGAAAUUUAAUGAACCCCUCUACGAACUGCCAACAUACGCUGACCUCGAAACUUAUGAAGAAUCCGCCCAAUACCAUAGACCUCAAUCACUACAGCACAUGGUCUACUUAUGUUUAGGAAAUGAUAAUCUGGCCUAUGUACGUGCCAAGUACUUCAGUGGAUUAAAUUUCUCGACACAAAAUCUGUUAUUCUGUGGAGCGGAGUCAUUGAAUCAAUUGGAUGUGGAAAGUUUCCUGUAUGCUGCCACAAUACAGGCAAAGAGAGCAUUGGAAGUGGACCGCGAAGCUUUUGACAGCUAUCAAUCGGGUAAUAGUUACGCAGCUGGUCGACCGAAAAUACUACCCUUUGUCAACUUGCAACACCAACUAUGUUCUGAAGAACAAUGUCAGUGGUGGAACAGUGCAUAUUUGGUCUAUAAGAACCUCAGUAAUGGCAGUAAUUUGGCUGAACUUCGAGCCAAUCUACAAUAUGGAAUUGAGGCUGUUCGUGGUAUUAACGGGCCAAAAUUGGAUAUGGCAAUUGUAUUUAAAUUGGGCCAGAUAUUUGUGGCUAGAGCUCAGGAUAUUGUGAAACCAGUCGAGAAGGCAUUCCUUGAGGCAAGGGCUGAGUCGAUUUAUAGACAUGGUCUUAAUAUGAUGAAGAUGCACAAUAAAGCUGUGCUUGAGCCAUUCCGAAAGUACUUUAAGUAUGCCAAAGCUAAUACAGCAGCCAUUGAAAGAGAAGUCGCGUCCAUGGCUGAAGAUGCUGUGUCGUAUCUAGCAACACGUUACUUCAAAAAAUCCGAAUACGAAGACUUAAUAGAAGAACUGUCAGGCAUUCAACUUCCAUAUGCUACAUAUUUGCAAGCCGAAGCCUAUCGAAAAUUGGACGAAGCCAGUAAAACGCCCAAGAAAAGCAAGCGUUUAUAUUUGGACCGUGCUUCGGAUUGUUUAAACCAAACAUUGGCUUUAUUAAAGAGCAGUGCCCACGCAGAUCCCAAUCACCCUCUAAAUUCCGUCAUUCACGACGAAAUUAAGAGGCUUCAGCAAGCUUCCAAUCGCUUCCUAAGUGAUUCUUCGAAUAACUUCAGUCCCAUUACUGGACAUAACAAUUCUAGUACCUAUGAAGACGCAGAGGCUGAUUUUUAUGCCGAAAAUUCCAUGCUGCCGCCAGCUAGCAUAUUGAACUCGAACCGCUCAAGACGAGAUACCCUUCCCAAUAAUGCUAUGCUCUUGCAACAGAAUCAAGAAUUGGAGAAUUUAGUAAAGCAAAUGGCCUCGAACCUAACAAUUCAGAAAGAUGCCAUUGUUGAUGCUCUUAAAACGGAACUUCGUGAAGUGACCAAAGAAAUUACAGUGCUGAAGGAGAAAAUGUCAAAUUUGGAAGAUGCCAUCAAAAAGGUUCGAAUUUCUUCAAAUCCUCCCUCAAGAGACGAUGCCUCCAAUGUCCUGGACGAUUUGUACAUCAUUGAGGAGACUUUACAGCAGCAAAUGUAUCCCCAACAACCACAGCAGCAGCAACAACAUCAGACUAAUCAAUAUGGCCCUGGAUCGGUAAGCGGAGGUCCUGGUAACAUGUUGGUCAAUUCCCCAUUUAUGGCACAGCAACAGCGCUUACAGGCUGCAGCAUACAACAGCCCAAUGUUUCCUCCCACGCCGAAUUAUCCUCUUAACUUCUAUGGUCAUGCUCCACCGUAUAUGAUGGCUCCCCAGAGUGGCGGUCCGCAAAGUUUGGGUGCUGGUAGGAAUACUGGCUUACCUACUAUGCCGCCAUAUUUAGAUCCCACAGUGCCACCCGGUGGAAUGAACUUCAAUAUGCCACCGCAGUCCACUCCACUUUUGCCGCCACCUAACCAGCCUCCAAACAUGGGAGGUGCAACAGAUCCCUCAAGACCAAGCAACUUGUACAAUCUUCUACAACAACCCCCCGUUGCAAUGACCCCAACAUCUAUUGCUACAUCUGGAAUGCAACCUCCAUCAUUCUCAACUCCCUUGAGUCACAACAUGGUUGCACCUCCCCAAUCAGGAAGUGCUUUGGCUCCUCCACAACAACCUACCACCGCGCCCAUAUCCUUUAAUAAGGCUCUGAAUAGUCAGCCAGUUGAAAAGGGUCCACCAGCCAAUGUCGUCAUUACCAGCUCUGACCCAUUACCAAAUCCCAACAGUAUUUCCAUGCAAACUCAACAACAAGCACCGCUCAGUGUGACCAUACCGUCACAUCAUAUCAAAGGCAGUUUGGUUAGUCAACCAACUGAGCCGUUCUCAGGACAAAUUGCUAGUGGUAUCAUCCCAGUUAAUAAAUCGACGACAACCACGUCCGCUGCUGUAGCUCCAGCAAGCACAGCUACAUCCACAAACAUAUUUGGAUCGACUACCGCAAUUACAUCGUCAACAUUCAGCUUCAAACCACAUAUAGCCGCUGCAACAGCUGCUCAAAUGAACAGCUCAGCUAAUGAAGUCAACACAACUUUGAAUAAGACGACCGAAAGUGUAGGCAGCGAUUUCAAUAAGUCUGGUGCAGAAGAUGCCGAAUAUGAUCCACGCCCAGAUUUCAAACCCAUUAUCCCCUUGCCAGAUGAGAUAGAAGUGCGUACAGGCGAAGAGGACGAGGAAGUUAUGUUCUGCAGCAGAGCCAAACUGUUCCGUCACGUCGAAAAGGAGUGGAAGGAACGUGGUAUCGGCGAUAUUAAAAUUCUUAAGAAUAAAGAUGGCUCAUCGCGCAUUCUCAUGCGUCGCGAUCAAACUCACAAAAUAUGUGCAAAUCACAAGAUUACUCCGGAACUGAUAUUGACUGUACCCAAUAAGGAGACCAAAGGCUUUAUAUGGGCGGCCAACGAUUUUGCUGACGAGGAAUUGCGUUUGGAGAAAUUCUUCGUCCGCUUCAAGGUCCCCGAUGUUGCCAAGGAGUUCCAAGAAGCUUUUAAGAAGGCCCAAAAGGAAGCUGAGUCCUUGGCUUCUAACAAACCUGAGGCCGAUAAAGCAAAACCAGUGGACACCGCAGCCAAAUCUAGCGCCCCAUUCUCCUUGGCAAAAUCAUCAACAACCAAUUUUGCCACAAGUACCCCUUCUCAGCCUAAACCAAUUUUCGGACAGACCCUCACCGCGUCAUCUGCACCAUCGACAACAGUUGUGUCCAGCACCGCUUCAACAACUCCGGCCUCCAAAUCAUUAUUUAGUGGUCUAAAUCUCUCAACCAAAACAACCAGCACUGAAUCGACGGUUAAAACUACAACUACGACAGCAUCGCCUUUUGCUAGCUUCUCUUUUGGAACUUCUGCAGCUUCUACAACUGGCAGUACCAAUACUACUGCAUCUGUUCCCACUACAACAGCAGCGGCAGCCUCACCAUUCGCAAGUAUAUUCUCCAAUCUCAAUAAAUCGCAAACAUCGCCAUUUAGUGCACCUCUAGCUACAAUGGGUUCCACAGCGUCUCCUAGUGUCGGUGCAAAUGACUCGACGAAUGCAGCAGCUUUAAACAAAUCUACUGCUUCUGAUGGCGAAGAUGAAUAUGUUCCCACAGCUCAGUUUAAGCCCGUUAUUCCCCUGCCAGAGUUGGUGGAAGUAACUACAGGAGAAGAAAACGAAACUUGUCUGUUCGAACACCGAGCCAAGCUUUUACGCUUCGACAAGGAAGCAGGUGAGUGGAAGGAGAGAGGUUUGGGCAACAUAAAACUAUUGCAAGAUAAGGAUGACAGCAACAAAGUGCGCUUGGUAAUGCGACGCGAGCAAAUCCACAAGCUGUGUUGCAACCAACGUAUCUACAAAGAUACCCAUUUCAAGUAUGCCAAAAAUUCGCAGACAGCUGUAUCAUGGGCCGGGCAGGACUAUUCUGAAAACGAAUUGGUUACAGAAAUGUUGACGGUUCGCUUUAAGCUUCCGGAAACUUGCAAACAGUUCCUGGAUGCCAUUGAAAAAGUACAAGCCCAAAUGUCUGGAGACAGUGUUGAGGCCAAUAAGGACAACAAAUCGACUGAUAAUAAGUCCGUUACAAAGGGAUUCGGCGAUGCGUUUAAACCGAAGGCAGGCUCUUGGUCAUGUAAAGACUGCUACACUUCGAAUACAGCAGAAACUUUGUAUUGUGUGGCUUGUGAUUGUCCAAAGGAUGAUACUGUGCCCAAAAAGGAGGUGAAAUCCAAUGUGUUGGCCACUAGUGGUAAAACAACAUUCAGUUUUGGAUUUGGUGCAGCUGCUUCACCAGCUCAGGCAGCAGCAACUGCUGCUACUGUGGCGCCGGCCACUACAAAGUCUACAUUUACUUUUGGUAUUCCAGCCACUGGCGCAGCAAACACUGGUGCCGGAGGAGUUGCUUCCAAACCCGCAACUGAGUCUAAACCUGCAGUUCCAAAAGAACCAACCGCAGGCUUUGGUGAUGCUUUUAAACCAAAGGCUGGAUCAUGGACAUGCCAAAGUUGUUACCUUUCCAAUACUGGUGAUGCCAUUUACUGCAAAGCUUGUGACGCUCCCAAAGAUGACACUGUGCCCAAAAAAGAUCCUGCGGGCUCGAACAAUGUACUAAAUUUAUCAAAUCCCUCGCAGAAAUUCAGUUUUGGUUUUAACGCCGCUGCUGCAACCACGACAACCCCUAAAACGGAACCGGCAACAACAAUUAAACCUGUUAGCGGUGGCUUCAGUUUCGGUGCAACUCCUGUCACUACAGCCGAUAGUACACAAACAUCGUCGUUCUCAUUUGCCCCUCCUACAGCCACCUCGACCGGGCUCACCACCGAACAACCUGGUAGCACACCACUUGGCAAGGCAACUUUCAGUUUCAGCCUAUCUUCAAAAGCAAUGGAAUCGCCUGCAAUGCCUACAUCUAACAAUGCAGGAGAUUCAGGGACAAAUGCCUUCUCACUAGACAAAAAGGAGUUUAGUUUUACCUUUAAGCCGAAGAGCCCUGGCAAGACUGGAAAAAGUCCGUUAAAACUAGGCGGUGAUGCUGAUGACGGUGAUGAUGGUGAGGGCGAAUACCAUGAGGAGGAAGAAAAUAACACAUACUUUACGCCAGUAAUACCAUUGCCCGAUAAGGUUGAAGUUAAAACCGGCGAAGAGGACGAAGAUCCGUUGUAUGUUCAUCGUGCCAAAUUAUUCCGUUUUACCGAGGGUGAAUGGAAGGAAAGAGGUCUUGGCAAUGUAAAAAUUCUACGCCACAAACAAACGAAGAAGCUACGCGUUGUCAUGAGACGAGAGCAGGUUCUGAAGAUAUGUCUCAAUCACGUACUCAAUGAAGAUGUCGACUACAAACGCAAAGACGAAAAGUCCUGGCUGUUUGUUGUCAACGAUUUUAGCGAAGGUGCAGUCGAAUUGGAACAAUUUUCGUUGCGAUUCAAAACCAAGGAAAUUGCUGAAGAAUUCAUGACAGCAGUUAAGAAAGCUUUGGAUGGAACUGCAGAAGUCAUAGAGGCGCCAGCCAACACUUCAAUCACAACACCUACAAAUACAAGUGCACCGGCCAGCGCUUUAAAUAUUUCCGAUGAAGACAAAAAGACCGCAGACAAAUUGAAAUUGCCAUAUGAAUUCUUUACAGCUAAACCAACUUGUACAGGAUGCCGAGGUUGCGAUCCCGACAAAUUUGUGUUUGCAGAAAUAAAGACGAGCGAAAAGUUUGUCAGUCCCGACGAUAGCAAGAACCCGCUUGAGCUAAUGGAACUGCCGGAAUUAUCGCUCCUAAACAAGUCUUCGAAUCGCACGAUCCUUAAACAAAGUGCGUUGUCACCACUAUCUGCAAAAACCGAGACUACCAAAAUAAAUGAGAGUAUCUUCAGCGGCUUUGGAGGAGCUAAUUCCACUGCGUUUGGUGCUCCUGCGGGAGAAAAGACUUCUAAUGCCACAUUUUCAUUUGCCGCAGCACUGAACAGUACGACUAAACCCCCAGAAGAAACGAAGACAACAGCGGGCUCAGGGGGAUUCUUGUUUGGCAGUGGAUCAGCUUUGGGAGGAGGUUCGACUACAGCAACAACCGGUUCCAUAUUCGGCGGGGCUUCCCAGGAAAGCAAAUCUCCAUUUGCAGUUAAAACAAAUCUAUUCGGUGGAUCUAACACUACCAGUAGUAAUACCGCUGUUGCGGAUUCCACAACAGCCGGAACGGCUGCCACAAAAUCCAUAUUUGGUGGUUCUGCCACAACAGGAACAUCGUCCGGUUCAAUAUUUGGCGGCAAGCCUGUAUUUGGAUCUGGUUCACCUGCUUUUAACACCUCAGGCAGUGCAGACACCACAAAAUCUAUCUUUGGCACAUCCGCCAACAAUACCACCCAAAGUGUUGGAAGUGGUACAUCAAUAUUCGGCUCCUCGGCCACAACAAAUAAUAGUGGAUUCGGCGGAUUUGGUUCUACACAAGGCUCAAUAUUCGGAUCAAAUGCACCAACAUUUGGUAGCAUUGCUAAAGAUGCUGGCACUAAGCUGACAACGCCAAGUGCAUCGACAGGAACGGCGUUUGCAGAUCUAUCUAAGACUUCCACAGCUGCCAUAGAUUUUGCCAGCCUUGCAGCCAAAGCAGACAGUCAGUCGUUGUUGGGAAAAUCUGAAAAACCUGGCCCUGGUGGCUUUAUAGGUUUAACAAAUCAAGAUGCGUUUUCAAGUUUCAGCAAACCUCUCAAAGAUGCCGACACAUCUGCCAGCAAAUCAAAAGCUAACGAGUCUCAAAAGAGCAUUGAUGGUGGUGCUGGAGGCGACGAUGCCGGCGGUGAAAAUGAUGAAAAUUACGAUCCUCAUUAUGACCCCAUUAUAGAGUUGCCAAAUGAAAUCGUCGUCACAACAGGCGAAGAAGAAGAAACUAAAAUUUUUGGAGAACGAGCAACACUCUACAGAUAUGAUGCCACAAACAAGGAAUGGAAAGAAAGAGGUGUUGGCGAAUUAAAACUUUUAAUGCAUCCCGUUAAGCAAUCCUAUCGUUUGGUAAUGCGCCGCGAGCAAAUACAUAAAUUAGUACUCAAUCAUGCCAUCACCGGUGACUUUCACUUUGCGAAUAUGAAUAAUAAUCCGAAGAGUUUUGUUUGGGCCACCAUGAAUUAUGCCGAAUCGACAGAAGGAGAAUUGGAGAAGCUGGCAGUACGCUUCAAAAAAGUUGAAUUGGCAGAAAAUUUCAGUGCUAAACUAAAGGAGUGCAUAGAUAAAUGUAAACAACGUGAAACGGGUGAAAAAUAGGAAAAAUCGUGAAUUUUAGUGUCAUUAAAAGAUUCUAUUCAGAAGCUAUUCUGAUUGUUAGCACACACACACACUAACGAUGGCAUGGUGUAUUAAUAAUAUUUUCUGUAGCCCGAUAUCGGAUUUUUGCUAUGCGGCGGCAAGAAUGAACUUUGUAUUUAGUCGAUACAUGUUAAUUUUUUUUUUGAAUAAGUUUAAUUUAAUUUGUAUCCAUUUGUAGUUUUUAUUAUUAAUAUAAGACUUGUCGAUUGUUUACUGGCCAAGAAGAAUAUUGUCCACAAAUUUAUGUUCCAAAAAUGUUGUAUCAAUAAUCUUCUCAUUCAUCAUCUUAUUUGUAUGUUUUGGAAUACGGAAUAUGUUAGUUUUAGAAAUCCCCUGUUGAAAUUCAAAUUUAUGUUAUACAUAACAACUGCAAAUACCAAUAAAAACCAGAAGAAAAGAAAAUAAUAA